GCUCGUAAACUCCAGACCCGAAACAACAUUCUCCAGAAAUUAAGCGGUACUUCUUGGGGAGCAAGUGCCGAUGUCCUGAGAACUUCUGCUCUGUCCUUAGUGUACUCCACGGCUGAGUAUUGCGCACCGGCAUGGUUGGGCAGUGCCCACGCCACCAGAGUGGGACGUUGAGCUGAAUAGGGCCAUGCGACUCAUCUCCGGUACGCUACUCUCAACCCCUUCCCACUGGCUGCCAGUGCUUUCUCGGAUCGCUCCGCCUGACUUGAGAAGGAAAGAGGCCCUGAUGCGGGAAGCGGUAAAGAUCCAAAAGAACCCAGCCCUACUAAUUCAUGCGGAGUUUAUGAGCCCAGCCAACUGUCGCCUAAAAUCCAGGAAUGCCUCUUACAGUAUCUUUAAGGGCCUUGUCGAUACUUGUUUCAACCUGAAGCGUGAGUGGUCACAGUCGUGGAACUCACUGAUGGCGGGAAAGCUGGGCUCCGGAAUCACUCCAGGUGCCAUAAUCAAAGGAUCUGACCUCCCAAGACGGCACUGGUGCAACCUCAACAGACUUCGCACUGGCCAUGGUCGCUGUGCUUACUACAAACACCGCUGUGGAUGGGUGGAAUCCCCGGCUUGCAUUUGUGGCGAGACUGCACAAACAAUUCAGCACAUUAUAGAGGAUUGCCCCAUAACGCGCUAUGCCAACGGACCUCCGGAAGACCUGAUCGUCCUUAACGACGAGGCCACCAAUUGGUGCAGGCUAGUGAAAUUUAGAAAUAUGUGGCGAAUAAAUUUAGUAUUUGUAGCUGCUACGUGCAUUUCAUGCGAAUGCGCGUCACUGGCAGAAACAGGAGUGGGUUCCAGAAGCCCGCGCUUUACCAAUGUCAGAUACUUCCGAACUUCGUGGGAACAUAUGGUGAGUGGCGUAGACCUGGAAGAAGUGGAAAAUUCUGCUCAAGGAGCGACCAGCCUCGCCCUAGAUGGCACUGAAAACGUCGCCAUCAUAGUUCACGGGCGAGAGAGCAGCGUCUACAGCGACUUCGGAAGCAGUGUCCGAUACUCACUCGCCAUGGCGGACUUGGUUAUCAUCAUGGUAGAUUGGUCCUAUCUGUCCUUUUCGUCGUACGAGCUGGCUGUGGCGACCGUGCCCUUCAUCGCUGCGGAUCUUAGGGCCUUCAUAGUGUUCCUGGCCGACGCUGGCUUGAACCUUAGCCGGCUUCACCUUAUCGGCUUUGAUCUUGGAGCUCACAUCGUAGGCAUUGCGAAUAGAAAUGCUGCUGCUCGUGCUGUUAAAAUCACAGCAUUGGACCCCGCUGGUGCCCUUUGGGGCGCUUCCUCCCAGCGCCUCAGGGCUAGUGACGCAAACUACGUCGAAGUAAUCCACACAGAUAUAAGCGGAACCAGAGCGUUUGGUACCGCUGAUGCCCUCGGUACCUUGGAUAUCUACCCGAACGGAGGGACCAGGCAGCCUGGCUGUUCAAACAGCGACAACGCGUGCCACCACAACAGGGCCUGGGAGUUUUUCGCGGCGACCGUGGACACUGGUGGACACUUGAUGGCUCUGCGAUGCGACUCGAUGACGCAAGUUGGCAACAAUCGCUGCAUAGGGACACCAGCUGUGUUAAUGGGAACAUUGACGCUUAUUAAAUUGCAGACUGGCCUAUAUCGAGUCAACACUGGCAACACUUACCCUUUCAAUGCUUAAAAACUGUAAUUAAAAACUUAUACAUUAUU
Messenger RNA from Cydia amplana, 1713 nucleotides. RefSeq names its product lipase member H-like. The record is from RefSeq and is a predicted model, not a curated record. The transcript is spliced from 7 exons. Gene Ontology annotation, biological process: lipid catabolic process. Lineage: Eukaryota; Metazoa; Arthropoda; Insecta; Lepidoptera; Tortricidae. Gene Ontology annotation, molecular function: lipase activity. Bases 185 to 1684 code for a protein of 499 amino acids.